UGGAACUGACACAUACGGGGGUCACACUUUGCAAGAGCAAGGUCCACUGACCAGGAAAUUUAGUGCUAAGCCACUACCGUGCAGACAUGAUUUAACGAGGCUUGUUUAGAUUUAAAAUUUAACAUGAGUACUUAUUUUGACAAAUUUAUUCUAAUCUGCGUUUUUUCUUACAUGUGGACUUCAUGUGAAACGCACAGAUUUUGUGGCGACAGAAAGCCAGUUCUGCGUAUUUGCAAGGACGGCAAGGUGCCCGACACGACAACCGUUUUUAUCGAUACCGCUCGUGAUCAACCGUUAAAUGAAAACCCGUGCCAUUGCACGAUUUCUUCAAAUCACAAAGAUAUUCAUGUAAUCAUUGAAUACGUCGAUAGUUCAAAUGGUUCAAAUGCAAAAAACUUUCAAUUUGCUAUCAACAAUAAAACAACCCGUCUAACAACAUUGAGGUAUGAAACAAAACUGGUUUUUCCCACAAGGUUGAGCUUUGUCAAAGGAGGAGUAUGCUUAAAGAUAGCAAAAGAUCCAAAUUUAUCCUCAAGUUCAGAUGUCGGGAAAUUUAAAGUAACAUGUGCAAUGUCAUCAGUUUCUUCGACAGAUUAUGGUACCCGGAAAUCUCAUGCAGUUGCAAUUGUUUUGUCCGUGACAGGAACUUUACUUCUCAUUUCCGGAGCAGUUAUUAUGCUGGUUGCUUUUAAGAGAUAUCGCCUGGCACAAAAAACUCAGCUUCAAAAAAAUGACGACCAUGCGCCAUUGUCAUCAGAGCAUUCAACGACACAAUGUCAAGGACGUCAGACGUACGCUUCCGGUGCGGAACAUUACCUUAAAAUGUCCGAUAACCUUAGUAAAAUAAACAAAUCAUCCUCCAAGCCACUUCGUGAAGAAGAAGAAUCCUACGAGUUGGUUGUUGUAGGCAGGAAUCCCUUGGUAAAAGAUCUGGGCGAAGGUCAAGGUCAACAGAAUACCAGGCCACAUAUAUACGAAAACACGCUCGCUCAAGCCGAGUCCCGCACUAAUAGCAAAGCCUUAUAUGUAAACACUCGAUAGAUAUCUACACAAUAUAAUAUAAAUAUAAGAGCCGCGUCACACCAAAACCAACAUAAUGCGUUUUAUUUUGUUAACGAAAGUAGCAAAUUAAGACAAUACAAUAAAGCACAAGUAGAGAUUUUGAUGCUAAAGCAUCAAGUCGCCGGAUAGAAAAUGACUGUAUUAUCAUAAAUAUAAAAACAAUCAGUUUAAUUAAUGGUUCAGGUAUAAAGAAAAGAGGAACAAUUUAUGUUGAGUAACUGUUUAUUCACAAUAAAACAUCAUAUAUGAAGCAAACUUGCUUAGCAAUAUUGUUAAGGAACUGCUAUGAUUAUUAAGCAAGUAUUUCGUACGUUAGUUUACGUAAUUUAUUAUGAUUUAUGCUAAAGAUUUUAUUGAUAGUAUAGAUCUCGAUAUUAAAUUAAUUAAUAUGUGGUAAGUAUAGGACGAAGUUGUGACCUAGUAGGCCAAAUUCGAAUCUUUGAAAAUCCCUUUUGCAGUUUUCAUAAAACUAUUUUUUUGCGCUAUCGAAAAAAAUAAGCUAUUUAGUUGAAAUAAAUAUUCCUGUCGUUACAUACGAUAUAGUUAACGUUUAAUUGCCUUUCAGUUCGAUAAAAUAUUAACAAAAAGAUAUUUUAUUAGUUUUCAUUAUUAUGUGUCGUACCGUUUUGGUAACCUGCGCGACGGAAAUCGACGGAAUAUAACGAAGACGACGAUUACCACUAUUUAUUUCAAUAAAUGUGCCUCUUUAGCAUAAAUCUAUUUUGUGAUGUUCAACCUAAACUAAACUAUUGAACAUUGACAGAAAGGGCAAAAUUUAACCCUUUACCAAGAUAAAAUGAAAAGGUUUUGAAAAUUUAUUUAAUUCUUUAAUGUACUAAUCCUUUCUAAUGAUAUAAAAUAUGAAACUGAUUAAUGAAAGAUAACUUUGUAAUUAUUUAUACAUUUGCAUCUAAUUAGCCCCCAUACCGUUUUCCAACUAGUAUGUCUUAUCAGCAAUCUGUUACUAUUAAUAGAUUCUAUAACACUAACAUACAACGUGUAGUCACGUGAUUCUUACAAUAGAACAGGGAGAAUCUGUUUAUAAUUAGAUAAAAUAAUGAAAUAUAAUAGGUGUCAUAAGAUAUAAAACAACCAGAUAAUUUAAAUGUGUCAUUUUAAAUAUCAUUCAUGAUUUAUCAAUCAUAAAAUAGCAACGCUUGACACUUAGAAAAAAGUAAAAGUAUCCCUAAAUUCAAUGACUGGUCCAUAGGGAUACGUUAUUAAUUCAUUUUAUGAAAAUUGUAAUGUUGCUUUUUAAGAUGUCAAUAUUUGUAUAUUUCAUUUCAUUUAGCAACGUUAAUUUAUUUUUGAAUUUUUAAGAUUCUGAAAAAUAAUUGUGGUCCUUAAUUGUUCAGUAAUUGAUUUGCUUUUAUUUUCAGAUUUUAAGGCCUUCUCCUACCAUAGAUAUAAUAUUAAACUGUUACAAAUAUAGUCGCCGGUUUCUACCGGCGACUAAUCAUAGAUACACAUAAUUGAGC
Messenger RNA from Ruditapes philippinarum (Manila clam), 2540 nucleotides. RefSeq lists its product as uncharacterized. The record is from RefSeq and is a predicted model, not a curated record. Bases 124 to 1041 code for a protein of 305 amino acids. NCBI's taxonomy places the organism in Eukaryota, Metazoa, Mollusca, Bivalvia, Venerida, Veneridae. The transcript has 6 exons.